Babesia bigemina is the source of this 1035-nucleotide messenger RNA. Its product is annotated as Ribosomal RNA assembly protein mis3, putative. Gene Ontology annotation, molecular function: RNA binding. NCBI's taxonomy places the organism in Eukaryota, Apicomplexa, Aconoidasida, Piroplasmida, Babesiidae. The record is from RefSeq and is a predicted model, not a curated record. Gene Ontology annotation, cellular component: small-subunit processome; nucleolus. Bases 1 to 1035 code for a protein of 344 amino acids. The transcript is spliced from 2 exons.
AUGGCGGAAGAGAAGCGUCACAACAAGUACCGCCGCGACAAGCCCUGGGAUGAUGAGACCGUCGACCAUUGGAAAAUUGAGCCCUUCCCAGAGGAAGACAACAAACCUCCGCUGCUGGAAGAGAGCUCCUUCGCCACUCUGUUCCCCAAAUAUCGGGAGAAGUACCUGCAGUCCGUUUGGGGCGAUGUAAAGCGUGCGCUGGCUGCGUACCACAUCAAGUGCGAGCUGGACCUCGUGGAGGGUUCUAUGACCGUGUUCACGACCCGUAAAACAUGGGACCCUUACAUCAUCAUCAAGGCGCGCGACAUGAUCAAGCUGCUUGCUCGCAGCGUGCCAUUUCCACAGGCCAAGCGCAUCCUCGAGGACGGCGUCUUCUGCGACAUAGUGAAGAUUGGGGGUAUUCUUCGGAAUAAGGAGAAGUUCGUGAAGCGUCGCCAGAGGCUGGUUGGCCCCGGUGGCUCCACGCUCAAGGCUCUCGAGCUUCUGACGCAGUGCUACAUUUUGACCCAGGGCCAGACGGUGUCUAUCAUCGGUUCCAUAAAAGGCAUCAAGAUCGCACGCAGAAUCGUAGAAGACUGUAUGAGAAACGUGCACCCCGUCUACCAUAUAAAGGAACUGAUGAUAAAGCGCGAGCUCGAGAAGGAUGAAACGCUGAAAAACGAAAACUGGGAGCGUUUUUUGCCUCAGUUCAAGAAGCGCACGGUGAAGCGCAAGAAGGUGAAGAUAGUCAAGAAGAAGUCCACCGGGCUGCUGCUUCCGGAACAGACACCGCGCAAAGAGGAUCUGUUACUGGAAUCCGGUGAGUACUUCAUGUUGGAGGAGGAGCGGCAGCGGCGGAAGCAGCUCGAGAAGCUGGAAACACAGCGCUCGAAGGGCGCGGAGAAGCGUAGGCGGAAGGCCGAGGCUUACGACCCCGAACAUAAUAAGAUCGCAACCCCUUCCGAGGAGAAGGUGCGCGAGGCUCCGGAAUCCGAGGAGCCCAUUGUCGCGCUACAUAAGGGCGCCAAGAAAAAGAAAGCAUCGGCAUUCAUCUAA